Messenger RNA from Fundulus heteroclitus (mummichog), 3271 nucleotides. It is a transcript of the gene hltf, whose product is annotated as helicase-like transcription factor. The record is from RefSeq and is a predicted model, not a curated record. Gene Ontology annotation, molecular function: ATP-dependent chromatin remodeler activity; zinc ion binding; nucleic acid binding. Lineage: Eukaryota; Metazoa; Chordata; Actinopteri; Cyprinodontiformes; Fundulidae. The transcript is spliced from 25 exons. Bases 150 to 3026 code for a protein of 958 amino acids.
GCCAACCGCCAAAUAAACUCCACAAAGAGCAAGAAUAAGAAGACGAAGAAGAAGCGGCUCGACCUGAGAGUAAACAGAAAAGCUCAAACAUCAACACUUGGGACUAUCUUCCAGAGGACACUAUUACAAUACCUUUUCUGUGUGCAGGCAUGUUUCCCCGCCCCUGGAGGUUCGGUGGGGACAGGUUGACCGAUGUGGACCUCUUCGCCGACGGCUCCGAGUCCGCUGCAGAGUCCCUGUCCCAGGCCAUCAGAGCCGCUGCCUCCGCGGAGCCGGACGCCGACGGCAGCGUGUCGUUCGGCCAGCUGCGAGGCACCGUGGUCGGGCUCCGAUACUACAGUGGUGUGGUAAACCGGGGGGAGAUGGUGGGCUUGGUACGGGAGCCCCAGAAUCCGUACGACCGGAACGCGGUGAUGGUCACCAACGUUUUGGGCCGACAGGUGGGACACAUCAGGAAGGAGCUGGCAGCGGCCAUGGCCUACGUCAUGGACAACAGCUUGGCCAAAGUAGAGGGGGUGGUUUACUCGGGGACCAACAACACCUUCUCCAUGCCGGUCACCCUGUCCUUCUGGGGCAGCGAGGAGAACAGGGACGCCGUGUUGAAGCACAUGGCGAGCCGAGGGUUCAGGCUGGACUCGGACGGAGGCAGAACCGCAGGUGCGAAGGGGACAUCUGUUGGCAACUCUGUGUCCAGGUUCACCUUCAAGAAAGGCGUGACCGUCCCGCUGACUGCAGAGGAGCUGAAGAACGCGUUUGACAACUUAUUUGAGGGUUUGAUGCAGAGCAAAGACGGGGAGAAAGAAGCAGCUGAGGCCGUGGCCACGCCCCUGCUGCCCCACCAGAAGCAGGCGCUGUCCUGGAUGUGCGCUCGAGAGAAUAAAGACGCGCUGCCGCCCUUCUGGGAGAAGCGAGGCGAGCUGUACUACAACAGCCUCACCUGUUUCUCCGCCAAAGAAAUACCAGAGAGGCUCCGGGGGGGAAUACUGGCCGACGACAUGGGUCUGGGUAAAACUCUAACAACCAUCGCACUGAUCCUUACCAACUUCCACAAAGGAAAGCCCUUGCCUGUGGAGAAAAGUGCAGCGAUAUUUUCACCUACCAAGGCUAAAAGUAAACCACUGGAAGAGAGCAGCAGUGGAGAUAAUGCGGCGGGAGGAAGUUCCCACUGCUCAGACAUUCCAGAUGAGGACGUCAUCUGCGUCGGUGAAGCAGAUGUGGUGCUGAUAGAAGACGGACCACGGAAAAGAGGCACCAGCAAAGGGAAGCACAAACCCACUAAACGGAAACCCAGCAAAGAGGGACCAGUAUUAUUUGAAGAUCUGGACUUCGCUGCGGCCCUGAGCGGCUCGACGUCGGAUACGGGCCUGAAGAAGAAGAAAACAGCUGAGAAAAAACAGAGUGUGGAAGUGUCAAUCAGUGAAAACACAGAGGAUCUGUCAGCGAGGGCAACUCUCAUCCUCUGUCCUCUCUCUGUGCUCAGCAACUGGCUGGACCAGUUCGAGCAGCACGUGCACGCCGACGUGAAGCUCAGGGUCUACCUGUACUACGGCCCGGAGCGCAACAGGAGCAAGACGUUUCUGUCCUCUCAGGACGUGGUGAUCACCACCUACAACGUCCUCUCUGCUGACUUUGGGAGUAAGAGUCCUUUACAUGGGAUCUGCUGGCUGCGGGUGGUUCUGGACGAAGGACACAUGAUCAGAAACCCGAACGCACAGAUGAGCAAGGCCGUGCUUGAACUGAAAGCUCAGAGGCGAUGGAUUCUUUCAGGCACGCCGAUCCAGAACAGCGUGAAGGACCUGUGGAUGCUGCUGGCCUUCCUCCGCCUGAAGCCCUUCGACGUGAGGGAGUGGUGGAACAGAGUGAUCCAGAGACCGGUCACGCAAGGAGACAAGACCGGCCUGCAAAACCUCCAGAACCUGGUGAGGUGCAUCACCCUGAGACGGACCAAGAGCAGCGAGGUGAACGGGCGCCGCCUGGUGUUGCUGCCCAAGAAGACGGUUUACGUGGAGCAGGUGGAGCUCAGCCAGCAGGAGAGGGAGGAGUAUGAGCUGGCACGCAACGAGGGGAAACGCACCAUCGGCCGGUAUGUAGCCGAAGGCUCUGUGUUGAGGAAUUACGCCGACGUGCUCGCCAUAUUGAUGAGGCUCAGACAGCACUGCUGCCACCCUGAUCUGCUCGGCAAAAUAUCCUCAGAUUUAGCCGCUGCCGCCACGGACACUCCAGCAGAUCUGCGGGAGCGACUGAUAGAAAGACUGCGGCUGGUGUUGGCCAGCGGCUCGGACGAGGAGUGCUCCGUGUGUCUGGAGUCCCUCCGCCUGCCCGUCAUCACUCACUGCGCCCACGUUUACUGCCGGCCCUGCAUCGCCCAGGUCAUCAGCAGCGAGCAGCAGGCCCGAUGUCCCCUCUGCCGAGGCGAGAUCAAGGCCAGUGAGCUGGUGGAGUUUCCACCAGAGGAAGUGGAAGAUGAGAAGAGCGUGAACUGUGGCAGGUGGAGAACUAGCUCGAAGGUUCAGGCGCUGAUGGGGAACCUGCUCCGGCUGCGGUCUGAGGACGCCAACAUCAAGUCUCUGGUCGUCUCCCAGUUUACGCGCUUCCUCACCAUCCUCCAGGGACCGCUCAGGGAGCACGGCUUCAGUUUUGUGCGUCUGGACGGCAUGAUGAGCCAGAAGAAGAGGGCUCAGACCAUCCAGGAGUUUCAGAGCUCUGCGGCAGACAGCCCCAAAAUCAUGCUGCUGUCGCUCAAAGCCGGAGGGGUGGGGCUCAACCUGACGGCGGCCUCUCGUGUCUUCCUCAUGGACCCUGCCUGGAACCCAGCUACUGAAGAGCAGUGCAUUGAUCGCUGCCACCGUUUAGGCCAGAAGAAAAACGUCGUGGUCACCAAGUUCAUCGUGAAGGAUUCGGUGGAGGAGAACAUGGUGAGGAUCCAAAAAAAAAAGCAGGAUCUGGUGGAGAAGACGUUCGGCUCAGUCAGCGCGGAAAGGAAGACGUCUCGGAUCGACGACAUCAGAGCCUUGUUGGAGAUGUAGACGUCCGCCAGCGACGCUGAAUUCAUCCGCUUUACUUUCCACGCAUCGAGAUAAAACAUGUUUAGUCUGGAUGCGUGAUUUAUAUAGAACUGUUAAAAAAACUUUAAAAGCUUCUGCCUCGUUUUGCUAAGAGACGAAAUGCAUUUCUAUGAGAAGGUUUGUGUCCAAGUUUUCAUUUUGCUGCUUUGUUCUGGCUGUUAACUAAUUUUGCAAUAAAGAAACGUUCACAAAGUUGCAUAACUUUU